UGAGGUCUCCCUCUCUUCCUCAUUAUUCUGUCUAAUUUUCUACCUUCCGGAUAGAAGUCACGACAGAAAUGAAUCCACUAACACUCACGGUGGUUCUGAUAGUCCUGGCAGCGGGGUACGCUCAGCUCAAUGUUCUGCAGCCAGAGUGUGACUCCCCUGAGGCAGAAGAGGCUGCACUGGUGGCUCAAGACUACCUCAAUGCCCAGCACACUCACGGCUACAAAUAUGCACUGAACAGGAUUGAGGACAUCAAGAUUCUUACUAAGCCCGAUGGAGACAACACAUAUGUUGUUGAAGUGGACUUGCUGGAGACAGACUGUCACGUGUUGGACCCCACACCAGUUGCUAACUGCACAGUCCGACCAAAAGUACUCACGGCAGUAGAAGGAGACUGUGACGUGGUGCUGAAAAGAGUUGGAGGCGCAUUGGCUGUCACUGCUUUCAAGUGUAAGACAGAAGAAUCAACAGAAGACCUCUGCGUGGGUUGCCCCAGCCUGCUUCCCCUGAACGACACAAGAGCCCUUGACUUUGUCCAUGCUUCUCUGGCAACCUUCAACAACAUUACCGUUAAUGUGACAUAUGCUCUUCUUGAGGUCGGAAGGAUGUCAACACAGAUUGUCUCUGGUGGACCACGUUAUUUGGCAGAAUAUGUUGUAGCUGAGGCGAACUGCACUAAUGACGCCUGUGUGCCUCUGACUGCUGCUAUGGCUACACAUGGUAUUUGCAUUGCCAAAGGCCUCAGUGCUGCCCACACAGUUGACUGCAAGAUGUUUCCCAUUAUGGUGCCACCUCAAGAUGCCAACAGCACUGGUGCUCCUAAUGUGUCCGCAGGCAUCCAUGUACACACACAUAGUCUCUCCAGAAAGCACGGCCUGAGACACCACAAACUGACCUCUCUCCAUGACCCCCAUGUUACUGGCCUUUUGUCCGCUGAGUCAGCAGAGUCUGCCGAAGUGGUGCCCGUAGUGGCAGUAGAUGCUUCAUUUGCACCUGUUGCUCCAACUGCUGACACUACAUCCUCAUCCGAGGUCUCGGUCAGUUUAGAGAAAUCCGUUAAACUGCUUAAAAGAGAUGUAUCUGCUGCAGAUGCCACAGUUCCCAACACUGUUGCAACAGACCCCAUUCUCCUCAUCCCACGGUGCCCAGGAAGGGUCAGAUACUUUUAAGUUUUCCUUUAACAUUAAAUUCUGUUUGACAAAACAA
Messenger RNA from Dunckerocampus dactyliophorus (ringed pipefish), 1203 nucleotides. It is a transcript of the gene ahsga, whose product is annotated as alpha-2-HS-glycoprotein 2. Bases 69 to 1166 code for a protein of 365 amino acids. The transcript has 7 exons. Gene Ontology annotation, molecular function: cysteine-type endopeptidase inhibitor activity. NCBI's taxonomy places the organism in Eukaryota, Metazoa, Chordata, Actinopteri, Syngnathiformes, Syngnathidae. Gene Ontology annotation, biological process: negative regulation of endopeptidase activity. Gene Ontology annotation, cellular component: extracellular matrix; extracellular region; blood microparticle. The record is from RefSeq and is a predicted model, not a curated record.